UAAGUCAACAACCUCGCACGAUCAGCUGGCGUCCAGCUCAGAAAAUAACAGCAAGGUUAUCUGUGUUGAUUUCAUCCUGAACGAACUAUCGCGAAGGCUUUAUUAUGCCGUUUGUCGCAACCAUGCAUUUCCUGAACGCGCUGCGCCUGUCAAACUCUGCUCAACUAAUGGUCAAAAAUACAGAUGUGGCGAAGAAAAUUUUCCUCGUGCAACAAGCAUGCUGUUUGGGCACGAAAUCAAUAACUCAGUUUCAGAGACGAUCCCCUGCACUACAAGAUCGUUUGCAUCUGAAAAUGAAAAUGCAUUCAAAGCCAUCUGGUUCCGGAGUGGAAAACAUGCUUUUCUACACCAUCACAGAGGGAAAAGAGCAAGUGCCCAUCUCAUACUUUACAGCAGCACUGAAAAAAAAUGGCCUUCACCCAUCCGAUCCUCGCCUUAAAGACUGCAUGGAGAAGCUCCGAGAGGCCGUGAAGGAAUCUGUUGGCGAGGUGAUGAUGGACAAAGACCUUUUCCACAGAUGUGUAGGAGGAAACAUUGUUCUGCUAAUCCAGGCCUUCAGGAAGAAGUUUAUAAUCCCUGAGUUUGACCUGUUUGUACAGAAAAUAAAUGAAAUCUACGAAAAAGUGCAGAAGCAAAGUGAUGGGAAGGUUGCAGACUACAUUCCCCAGCUAGCUAAAUUCAGCCCAGAGCUAUGGGGUGUGUCUUUGUGUACAGUUGACGGACAGAGGCACUCAGUAGGCCACACCAAACAGCCGUUUUGCCUGCAGUCCUGCGUGAAGCCCCUGCAGUAUGCCAUUGCUGUACAUGAGUCAGAAACUGAGAAGGUUCACCGCUAUGUUGGCAUGGAGCCCAGUGGACUCAAGUUCAAUGUGCUUUCACUUGAUGAUGAAGAUAAGCCCCAUAAUCCCAUGGUGAAUGCUGGAGCCAUUUUGAUCAGCUCUCUUAUCAAGCCUCACUCAAAUAAGGCAGAAAAGUUUGACUAUGUUAUGGAGUUUGUGAAAAAGAUGGCUGGCCAAGAAUAUGUAGGAUUCAGCAAUGCCACGUUCCAGUCAGAAAAAGAAACAGGCGACAGGAAUUUUGCCAUCGGAUACUACAUGAAAGAGAAGAAGUGUUUUCCUCUGGGAGCAGAUAUGAUCGAUGCCCUUGACUUCUACUUCCAGCUUUGCUCCAUUGAGGUAACCUGUGAGUCAGGAAGCAUCAUGGCUGCCACUCUGGCCAAUGGGGGAAUUUGCCCAAUUACAGGCGAGCGUGUCCUGAGUACUGAGGCUGUGCGAAACACCCUGAGCCUCAUGCACUCCUGUGGCAUGUAUGAUUUCUCCGGCCAGAUGGCUUUUCAUGUGGGCUUGCCUGCAAAAUCAGGAGUAUCCGGUGCAAUUCUGUUGGUGAUCCCCAAUGUGAUGGGAGUGAUGUGCUGGUCUCCUCCACUGGACAGGGUUGGAAAUAGUGUCCGAGGAAUACACUUCUGUCAGGAACUUGUGUCAGUGUUCAAUUUUCACAAUUACGACAACUUGAGGCACUUUGUAAAGAAACAGGACCCUCGCAGACAGGAUGGAGAUGACAGGAACAAGUCUGUUUUCAACUUGUUGUUUGCUGCCUACAGUGGAGAUGUAUCGGCACUGAGAAGAUUUGCACUUUCUUCCAUGGACAUGGACCUCAAAGACUAUGAUUCUCGAACAGCGCUUCAUGUUGCUGCAGCUGAGGGUCACAUGGAUGUAGUAAAAUUCCUCACUGAAACCUGCAAAGUCGAUCCAUUUGUAGAAGACAGGUGGGGGAAUCUACCGGUCGAUGAUGCCAUGCAAUUUGGGCAUGACGAGCUAGUGAAGGUGCUCAAAGAUUACCAGCAAGAGUGCAGGCAGCAGGAAAAGAAGCAGAGUGAAGCUGUGCAUCCCCAGAAGCUUGACACCAUUGAUGGCAUGGUGUGA
Molecule: messenger RNA, 1922 nt
Organism: Neolamprologus brichardi
Lineage: Eukaryota; Metazoa; Chordata; Actinopteri; Cichliformes; Cichlidae
Gene: gls2b
Product: glutaminase 2b (liver, mitochondrial)
Biological process (GO): L-glutamine catabolic process
Molecular function (GO): glutaminase activity; protein binding
Source: RefSeq, a predicted model, not a curated record